Molecule: messenger RNA, 1371 nt
Organism: Arachis stenosperma
Lineage: Eukaryota; Viridiplantae; Streptophyta; Magnoliopsida; Fabales; Fabaceae
Exons: 2
Coding region: 1-1371 (456 amino acids)
Source: RefSeq, a predicted model, not a curated record
AUGAAAAAGCAAAGUAAAAUUGAUGCAAUUUUUAAGAGAAAAGUUUCUGAUAAUGUUGGAGUUCAAACAAGUCAACCCUCUAAUCUUAUUUCACAAGAAGUUCAAGUAAGUGAACUCUCUAAUCUUACUCAAAAUACACAUGAACAUGAAGCCAAAGUUCCAAGAUUAGAAAGAGAUGUUGAUAUCUCUUUACUAGAAAGGGAUCCAGGAAAGCGACGUCCAAUUUGGCAGUAUAAUGUCAAUGAACGUGACAAGAUUCGUAGAGCAUACAUAAUAGCUGGGCCAUACCAACCAACAAAUAUUAGCUAUCCAGCUUCUGGUAAUAACAAUCACCGUCGAUAUUUUCAAUCUUCUUGGUUUAAGAAAUUUCCAAGUUGGUUAGAAUAUUCACCAGAAAAAGAUGCUGCUUAUUGUUUGCCUUGCUACUUGUUUAGUAAACAUUAUGGUGUUCGCAAUGAUGGAAAAAAUGCAUUUUCAGAGUUAGGAUUUAGUAAUUGGAAGAAAGUAAACAAUGGAGUGAAUUGUGCAUUUGUAUGUCACGAGGGUUCUAUUCGUAAUUCUCCUCAUAAUUUAUGUGUGAAAUCUUGUGAUGAUUUAAUGGCUCAUUCUAAGCAUAUAGACAAAGUUCUUGAUAGGCAUAGUGAUGAAACUAUUGCAAAUAACCGAUUAAGGUUGAAGACAUCUAUUGAUGCUAUUCGAUGGCUUGCAUUUCAAGCAUGUGCAUUUAGAGGCGACGAUGAAAGUCCUGGAUCUUUGAAUAGGGGAAAUUUUAUUGAGUUAAUUAAGCUUUUAGCUUCAUGUAAUCAGAAUGUUAAUAAUGUUGUCCUUGAAAAUGCUCCUGAAAAUGCUCAAUAUAUAUCUCCCGGUGUUCAAAAAGAUAUAUUGCAUAUCUUUGCUAGAAAAGUGCGUGCAACAAUUCAAGAAGAAAUUGGUGAUUCUAAAUUUUGUAUAAUUAUUGAUGAAGUAAGAGAUGAGUCAAAGCGAGAACAAAUGGCUGUGGUUUUGAGAUUUGUAGACAAGCACGGUUGUGUUCAAGAAAGAUUUUUUGAUCUUAUACAUGUUUCUGAUACGUGUUCUUUGACAUUGAAAACAGAAAUUUCAUCAGUUCUUUCUCGUCAUAAUCUUGAUGUUCAAAAUCUUAGGGGACAAGGGUAUGAUGGAGCUAGUAAUAUGCGUGGUGAAUGGAAUGGAUUGCAAGCUCUAUUUUUGAAAGAUUGCCCUUUUGCUUAUUACAUUUAUUGUCUUGCUCAUCGAUUACAAUUAGCACUUGUUUCUGCAGUCAAAGAAGUUUGUUAUGUUCAUCAAUUCUUUUCAAAACUUACCCUAAUUGUGAAUGUUGUGACUGUUGCUCCUAAACGUCAUGAUCAGUAG